Rhinocladiella mackenziei CBS 650.93 is the source of this 771-nucleotide messenger RNA. RefSeq lists its product as uncharacterized. The record is from RefSeq and is a predicted model, not a curated record. Gene Ontology annotation, cellular component: cytosol; nucleus. The transcript is spliced from 3 exons. Bases 1 to 771 code for a protein of 256 amino acids. NCBI's taxonomy places the organism in Eukaryota, Fungi, Ascomycota, Eurotiomycetes, Chaetothyriales, Herpotrichiellaceae.
AUGAACCUCAAACUCCCGCAAACCCUUCGCAUUGCCAUAUUGGAAUGCGAUACGCCGCUGCCCCAUACCCGGAAGAAAUUCAAAGGCUACGGCAACGUCUUCGAAUUUCUGUUGCGCAAUGGCGCAAAGACGAUGGGCCGACCGGAUUUGGAUCCCACCACUGGCCUUGAAUUUACCAUGUACCAAGUUGAAUUGGAGCCGGACAAGUACCCAGAUCCAAAGGAUAUUGAUGCGAUCUUGAUAACGGGGUCAAAACACGACUCAUACGCCGACACACCCUGGAUCAACAAACUCGUCGACUUCACAGCCAAAAUACUAUCCGAAACCACCGUACGCGUUAUCGGCGUGUGUUUCGGCCAUCAAAUCGUCGGCCGCGCCUUGAAGGCAGAAGUCGGUCGUAAUCCCCUCGGCUGGGAGGCAGCGGUCAACGAUGUCGAGUUGUCUGAGAAGGGAAAGGAAAUCUUUGGGGUAGAUAAAAUUCGACUCCAUCAAAUGCAUCGCGAUAUUGUCUUCUACUACCCCGAAGGUGUCGAGGCCUUAGGAUUUUCACCUGUCUGCAAAGUCCAGGCCAUGUAUUCACCGAAACGAUUGAUCACCGUCCAGGGCCAUCCCGAGUUCAACAGUGAAAUCGUAACCGAGAUUCUGGCAACUAGACAUUCUACGGGCGUCUUCAACGACGAAGCUUAUGCCGAACAUAUGGGAAAGGUGAAUUUGCCCCAUGACGGCGUGAUUGUGAGCCAGGCUUUUUUGAGGUUCUUGUUGGAAAAAUAG